CCCUCUAUCCGCCAUUUUUUUUGUGUCUCAGACUCAAUCAGGUUGGAGGUGUGGAGCCGAGUAUAAACAAGGGAAAGAAAAAUACUAGUGAGACCUUAUUAUUGAAAGAAAUCAGAGGACAGAAAUAUACUCAGGAAAUUCGACUGUUUUGGGACUCUAUACACAUGCAGGGGAACCGAGACACUCUUGUGAUUUAAUUUUGUGUGGAGACGUGUUGCAGGCCGCCAUUUUUGUUACUGCCUCAAAAGUCUGUCGGUACUCAAGAAAAUAAUUGAACAUAUAUAUUUCGUGCCUUACAGUUCGACCAAGAAGAUACAGAGUAACAAUUUGGGCUCCGGCGCACAGCUAUUUGCAACAUUGUAUCGACAAUGGAGACUCGUUUAAUCAAGUAGUGAGGCGACCUUUUCCGUUCUCAUUUACUGACAGGGACUGGAUAUACAUUAUAUUGUUUCAUGAGAUGUAUGUUUGCUUUUUCGGAAGACGGAACUUAAAGAGGAACCUUGAUUGAUCAUUGAUGCAGUCAGGCAUUCUGUAUAUGUAUUGCUUCUACUUUUAGACAUUGAGAACUGGCAUUUGUCAUUGACAAUAAACGAAUAACCGUUACGCUUCAGAGUUGUCUCAGGCUAUUCACAGUCUCUGAAACGUUUGAAUUGGAUUUAACUAACUGAAGCCUGCAGUCUUCGACUUGAAAAUCAAUUUGGGCGGCUGAUUACCCUUCCCUGGAUCUUCAACAUCGUUAUCUAGCUUAUUUAGUUAACUUCUGUGUUUUUGUUUAUUUAUUGUUUUAAACUAAUAUUUGUUAUUUCUAUUUUGUUUAUAGAAGUUAAUUUUGAUCAAAUAUGUCAUCUGCAAGGUUCGAUCCAUCGGACCGGUCCAGUUGGUAUUUUGGGCCGGUGUCGAGACAGGAGGCGCAGAAUAGAUUACAAGGACAGAGGCAUGGCAUGUUUUUGGUUCGGGAUUCUUCAACCUGCCCUGGCGACUAUGUGCUGUCAGUAUCUGAAAAUUCCAAAGUGUCCCACUAUAUCAUCAACUCCUUACCAAGCAUGAGGUUCAAAAUUGGAGAUCAAGAAUUUGAUCACCUCCCAGCACUUUUGGAGUUCUAUAAAAUCCACUACCUGGAUACGACUACACUGAUAGAACCUGCCCCCAGGUACCCAAACACAGCUAUAGGCACCGGCCCCAUUCAGACGAUGGGCGGCCCAGAAGACAACUUGGAGUAUGUGCGGACUCUGUACGACUUCACGGGCAGCGAUGCUGAGGACCUGCCCUUUAAGAAGGGGGAGAUCCUGAUCAUCCUGGAGAAGCCUGAGGAGCAGUGGUGGAGUGCCAAGAGCAAGGAGGGCCGCAUGGGCAUGAUCCCUGUGCCCUAUGUGGAGAAGCUGGUGCGACCCUCCCCUCAUCCUGGCCAGCCUCCUCACGGCUCCCGCAACUCCAACAGCUAUGGCAUCCCCGAGCCAGCCCACGCUUACGCUCAGCCUCAGACCCCCUCGCCCCUUCCCCCUGGCACCCCCGGAGCGGUCAUCACCCCCCUGCCCUCCAUGCAGAAUGGGCCAGUCAUGGCUAAGGCCAUCCAGAAACGAGUGCCCUGUGCCUAUGACAAGACGGCCCUGGCUCUAGAGGUGGGUGAUAUAGUCAAAGUGACGAGGAUGAACAUCAGCGGUCAGUGGGAGGGAGAGGUGAAUGGCCGGAGGGGUCUCUUCCCCUUCACCCAUGUGAAAAUAAUGGACCCCCAGAAUCCGGAUGAGAGUGAAUGACCUGGACCCCAACCAACCCUCCCUCCCCACAGUGACACUCAAACCUGCUGGCUGUCUCCAUCCCGCCCGCCAGUGUCACCACGGUUAUGUGCUUGCCUGCUUGGGGCUGUGCGACAGCGGUCUCUGUUAUCGUCAUGCCAACCAUUGUGCGGCUUUCUGACUGUUUACAGCUCUGCACUCAACUAAACUCCCCCAUCUGGUUACAGGCUCGUCAGUGUUUUUUGCCUUUGUCUUUUCAUUUUCAGACCAUCGGUUGGUAGUGUGUGUUGCCAUGGCUCCCAUGACGCCAUGUCUUACCUGGUCAUUUUUUAUUUGAUCUUGGUUACAUUUGAAUACUUAGGGAUUUUUUGAGAGCUUGCUUGGACUGUGUGUUUUGUAUUGUGGAUGGGAGGAGGUUAAUGUGAAAAAGAAGAAGAAGAGAAAGAAGAGAGGUGACUGAACAUCACAUGGACUGACUGAGGAGAGCAAAGUCAUAAAGGGCUCCAAGUGGGGCCUGAGGAUAGAACCAGACAGUUGACUGUGUCUCUCUCCAAAAAAUCAUUCACUGUUGGUACCUUAGCCACGUACACACACACACAGAUUGACCAUUACUUGUUGAGGGCGACGUGUGUGUGUGUGUGUGUGUGUGUGUGUCAGUCUCAACACCUCUCUUGACUGACACAAGCUGAGCUGACUUGGGCAGGAGGACAAGGCCAAGGCUGACAGAAGAGUUCAAGCCCACAUGGAUUCUGCCUUGUGGAAUAGCCUCAAUGACACAGACCUAGUUGACAGUUUCGUUAUUUAUGUUUUCCCCAGACUACAUGUGAAAUGGCCAUAUGUGAAGACAUAUUUUGUUUAAUUUGUGCCAUAAAUUCAGGAGUGCUGAGCGAGGCGUUUGUCGUAGUAUAAGUGCAUGACUGUGACCAGGCUAUAGCCAAUGUUGUAAGAGUACUUAUAAAUGCUGUUGAGGGGUAAGGGCUUUUCUAUGAGACGGAUGCCUCAUGCAUCCAAUGAUAUGGGUCACAGGAGGUGAGCAAAGGUUGCAGCCAGCCAAUGACACCCCAUCAAUGCCUUUCACUGAAAAAUGCAACUUUAGUACAAGCAAUCCUUCCCUGUUUCCUCCCCGGGUUCCCUAAGGUGGUGAUUGGUUACACCCCUGACUCUCGUCUCUCACCAGUGUUGACUGUCAAGCACAGGACCUGAGAAGAGAACUUGGUUGUCUUUGGUUAUGUCUAACUGACAUUGUGAUGCCAGAGCUGUCCUGCUCUCUGGUCUUGGUGUGAGUGUGCUGAUAAAGUGCUUCAUUAGAUCUCUGCUGUAAAGAAGACUUACCCUUUCUGUUGUCUCUUCCCUAGUGCUUGCCCAUCAAUUCCCCUGAGCUUUUUCAUUGGGUAGAGUAAUACCAUUGUACAACUAUCAAUCAUGUCCUGACUGUAGUGGUUUUUGUUAGCCAACUGUUGAAUUGAGCAUUUUAAUAUUUGUUUUAAUAACCUUGUAAACAAUUAGACUGAAUGUGACUUUUUUUAAAGGGAAAAAAAAUGCCUGCUGGUGGCCUCUGUGCAUGACCUCUUGGCCUCUCCCAGGUCAAAUGCUGCUUUGUCUCAAUGAACAUUUCCUCAUUAAAAUAUGAAUUAGACUUGUUUUUAUUGCCUCUGUGGAAUCAAUCCAUUCAAAUGUAGUUUGGUUUUCCUUGUUGCAACCUCUAUAUUAAACCCUCUGAUUAAGCAAUACACCAAUUUUAAUUUAUGUUUUAGUUGGGUAAACAUAUGUUUUAUUAACGUGCUUUGUAAAGGCAUUAGCAGUAUUACUGUUUUUCCCCUCAUGUUUUAGAGUGCCUCUGUGUUGUCCUCUUAAUUCAAAAUAAAAAAUGGUGCCUUUUAUUUUCUUAUACCAUUUGCAUGUGUUAAUAUUUCCCAUGGUUAACACCUGUCCUGGUAUGGCCCUUUAUGUACAGAACAAGUAAAUAAAAUGUAUGUCUACUUCUUUAA
Molecule: messenger RNA, 3721 nt
Organism: Oncorhynchus nerka (sockeye salmon)
Lineage: Eukaryota; Metazoa; Chordata; Actinopteri; Salmoniformes; Salmonidae
Product: crk-like protein
Exons: 3
Coding region: 840-1754 (304 amino acids)
Biological process (GO): cell migration; positive regulation of ERK1 and ERK2 cascade; signal transduction
Molecular function (GO): receptor tyrosine kinase binding; signaling adaptor activity
Source: RefSeq, a predicted model, not a curated record